This is a messenger RNA of Pseudoliparis swirei, 2889 nucleotides long. It is a transcript of the gene vegfab, whose product is annotated as vascular endothelial growth factor Ab. Gene Ontology annotation, molecular function: vascular endothelial growth factor receptor 1 binding; chemoattractant activity; heparin binding. The transcript is spliced from 8 exons. NCBI's taxonomy places the organism in Eukaryota, Metazoa, Chordata, Actinopteri, Perciformes, Liparidae. Bases 638 to 1282 code for a protein of 214 amino acids. The record is from RefSeq and is a predicted model, not a curated record. Gene Ontology annotation, cellular component: membrane. Gene Ontology annotation, biological process: positive regulation of mast cell chemotaxis; positive regulation of protein phosphorylation; positive regulation of angiogenesis.
GACACAGAGGUGGACGCGGUCUAUCCGAACUGAGAGAGCAGACAACCUGCAAAGUGCGCAGUGACAGAGACACACACACGCGCGCACGACAACAACAAAAAGAGGGCAAAUUAGACAAGUUGUGUGUGGGACGAGUAUCUAGCGCGCGGUCUUCUUUUUUUCACGUCAUCCUGGUCAAUGCUCCAGUUGCACAUACGAGUCGGCUACAAGUUUCCAAUGGACAGACACUUGGAGAAGGCUGGCGCGACAAGCAUGGGAUUAUUUUUGUAAUGUGGAUUGCUAUUCUUUUGCAGGAAAAUAAAGGUCCGUUGCGGAACAAUGUGGGACGUUUUGCGUCUUGGAUUCUCGUUUUUCUGGAUAUCUUGAAAAUCAUUGGCAACAGUUGAGAAGGAAGAAGUUAUGCGCGAAGGAUUGUAUGUUCCGACCCCCGGGACCAUCAUGGAUUUGCCUCGAGAAUUCCCUGCCCCUUAUUUAGAGAAGUUUUAGCCGGUCCACUUGUGUUGUUGCUAUUUCACUUUUUUUUGUUGGUUUGUUUGUUGUGGUUGUAAACUUCAUGCUUGAGAACAAAUCGCCACUUUGGCUUCUUGGAUUUUAAAAAAAAACGUCGCCUUGCCUUUUGGAUUGGAUUUCCAACACCAUGAACAUUAUUGACAGUUUGACACUAUUAUUUUUGACGCUGUCAGCUGUCAAGAGCGCGCACAUACCGAAGGGAACAGAAAGAGGUCCACAUGACGUGAUCCCUUUAAUGGAGGUGUACAACAAGAGUUUGUGUCAGCCUCGGGAGCUGCUGGUGGAGAUUCUGCAGGAGUAUCCGGAGGAGGUGGAGCACAUCUUCAUCCCGUCCUGCGUGGUGUUGACGCGCUGCGCCGGCUGCUGCAACGAUGAGAUGCUGCAGUGCACGCCGACGUCCACCCACAACGUCACCAUGGAGAUAAAAAGAAUAAAACCCCAAAGGCAACAAAAUGAUAUUUUCAUGAGUUUUACAGAACACAGCGCAUGUGAGUGUAGGUUAAAGAAAGAAGCAAAAGAACAGAAAGAAAAAAAAUCCCGGAAAGGCAAGGGUAAAGGCCAAAAGAGAAAACGAAAGAAAAACCGCGACAAAACAAUUCACGAUGCUGUUUGUGAGCCAUGUUGCGAUCACUGCUCGGGGAGGAGAAAGCGCUUGUUCUUGCAAGAUCCAGCAACCUGCCGGUGCUCCUGCAAGCACACAGAUGAAUACUGUAAAGAUCGCCAGCUCGAGCUCAACGAGAGGACCUGCAAAUGUGACAAGCCAAGGAGAUGAGAGGUGGCAGCACCAGAUGUACAAGAUGAAGGAAUAUUCUAGAUAUUUCACAGCACAGCACUUUGACCUUUGAACCGUAAGCUCUUCUUUUCUGUGGAAAGCAUUCCCCUUGGACUGUCUUGAGAGCGAACAAUAAGAAAGACUGAACUGAAGUUUCCUCCCACCGUGUAUCUGUGUGUGUAUAUAGACCAUGAAAAAAAAGAAGAAGAAGAAAAAAAAGAGGAAAAAAAAGAGUACAGAAUUGUUAUGCUGCUACAAAAACAAAUAACUACCCAUCAUUUGACAAAAUAUGGUUUUGCAUUUCUAACAGGCUUGUGAUGCAGGUGUCGUCUUGUUCUCAAUUCAUUGUAUGCAAUUACUUCACUGGAUAUGAGUCUCUACUGUGGUUGUGUGUCAGUCGUAAAAAUUGCAAAACCUCUCAAUUUAAGAUAUAUUUAACUGGUAAAACAGCGAGUAAGGCUGACGAGGACAUGGGAGCGCACUCUUCUUUCAAGAAUGAUGGAUGGAUUUUCUUUGGUCGAUUUCUACUUUUGCUUUUGGAGUAUAAACAGCAGGACAACCGGGACAGUUGAAUCCGUCUUUACGUGACAAUGCAGGACUGACGUGGACUUACACAAUGUCACCAUUGUGAUCAGCCUGCAGAAGAAGAGACUCCGGCGUGCCAUAUACUUUUAAAGGGAUACUGGUUGUUGAUAUAGCAUCUACUGUUUUGCUAUGUCCGACAUGAAAACCACUGUAAACAUCCUAUACUGUAGUUUGAUUCCAUUUGAAAAAACUGUGCCUCGCAAAAAUGUACUGAGAAAUCUUCCGAGUGCUUUCUUAAAUUAUUUUUUUGUUUCCUUUUUCAGGAGAGGGGAUUGUCAAAGUAGUUUUGUUAGUUGUAAAAGUCAAAACAGAACCCAUUGAUUACAUAUCUUCAUCUCUGAACUUGUACAUACUUAAUAUCCCUUUAUGCCUUAGUCCAUUCUAGAUAAUUUAUAAAGUUAUAGAAAAGAGUAUUUUUCAGUAUUCAGUCUUUUACCCAUAUUUAAUUUGGUCUAUUUAUAUAUGCAGUGUUAUGUACCUGUGGCUGUCCUAUCUCUCCCCAUGUGUAAGGUCACUGAUGGCUUCUCUCAGCAUGGAGCCUCUCUGCGCUUUUCUACGAAACCAACUAAAAAAAACAAGUCAAAAAACGAUUUGUUAACAUUCCCUAAAUGGAUCAUUUGUACUGGUGUACCGAUGACGUCUCCUCUGGAUUGUUUCAACCCCUCUUAUCUAAGGGUGUGGGUGCUGUGUAGGAUUUUAACAUGCUGUGCGUUUGUGAAAAUGUGUGUGUUCGCGUGCAUUUGUCAAUGCGCACAUAUGUAUGGAGGUAGCGGACCUGUGUUAUGUCCGUCCUGCAAGAUGCAAAUAUACGAAUAAACUACUGCUAGCAGCUCCGCAUACACUACCACGACAACACCACCGUUUUGAAUUUGGAUAACAAUCUGCAUCCUGUCAUAGAGCCCUCAUUAUUAGUUCUCUUUGUCUCUCCUUCACUAUUAACAUGUUUUCUGUGUCUAUGUAAAACAGUAAAGCAUAUUUAUUUUCAAAUUAUAUUGUUUUUUAUAUAAAAUAAGGAAAAGGUU